This is a messenger RNA of Harmonia axyridis, 1563 nucleotides long. Its product is annotated as peptidyl-prolyl cis-trans isomerase FKBP4-like. The record is from RefSeq and is a predicted model, not a curated record. The transcript is spliced from 6 exons. Lineage: Eukaryota; Metazoa; Arthropoda; Insecta; Coleoptera; Coccinellidae. Bases 119 to 1501 code for a protein of 460 amino acids. Gene Ontology annotation, molecular function: peptidyl-prolyl cis-trans isomerase activity; protein binding.
UCUCUAAUCAUAACCAUAAAAAGUAAAAUGAAGUAAACAAAACGAUUCACUAAAAAAAUCAAUCAAUUUCAAUCUGGGUUGGUGCUAUUAUUGAAUGUUUUUGCAUAGGUGACAUUCAAUGGAGACCAAUCAAUUUCCAAAAAGUAGGCUGUUUCCAGACUUAAUCGAUAUCAGCCCUGAACGAAACGGAAAAAUUUGUAAGAAAAUAAUAAAAGAAGGCGAAGGAAAUGGAAGACCCACAUGGGGAUGUGAAGUUGAAAUAUUCAUUAGGAAUGUAUCAUCUACCUCUUCUGAUGAGGAUGGAAAAGUUACUAAGUUUAAUUUAGGAAAAGGUAAAAUAAUUAAAGCAUGUGAAAUUGGAAUCUCAACAAUGAAGAAGGGUGAAAAAGCUAUAUUGAUAUGUGAAGACCAACCUACAAAUGAUAAUUCUUCAGCUACAACCACAUCAUCAGAAUUCCAGGUGGAGCUGAUCAAUUGGCAGCAUGAAGAUAUUAGUCCCAAAAAAGAUGGUGGCAUUAGAAGAAAUAUAUUAUCACCAGGAGAAGGUAGUGAAACACCUAACGAUGGAGCAGAAGUUGAAAUAAGCUUAAUUGGUAAAUUCCAAGAUAAAGUAUUUGAUCAAAGAAGUAAUGUAUCCUACUGCAUAGGAGAAGGAAUGGAAUAUGAUAUUAUAAAGGGAAUUGAUUUGGCAUUAUUAAAAUUUAAGAAAGGAGAAACAUCAAAACUCUUUAUAAAACCUCAAUAUGCAUUUGGUAAAGAAGGAUCUGAGAAACACCAAAUUCCACCUGAUUCUGAAAUACAAUAUGAAAUUACAUUACUACGUUUCAAUAGAGUCAAAGAUAUUUGGUUGAUGAAUGAUGAUGAAAAAAUUAAGGAAGCUAAAUUACUGAAGAUAAGAGGCAAUGUUUAUUUCCAGUUAGGGAAGAUACCAGUAGCUAUUAAGAUGUACAAUAGGGUGGUACAAAUGUUGAAGUUAUUUGAGGAUGGAAGAUAUAUAAUGGAAGGAGAUCCUGAAUCUGAAUCUACAUUCUUCAGUGCUCAUAUGAACUUAUGUUUAUGUUAUCUUAAAAGUGAAAAGUAUUCCGAAGCCAAACAUUCUGCAAAUGUUGCAUUGAAGUUACGUCCUGAUGAUGAAAAAGCUCAUUUUAGAGCAGGUAAAGUUUAUUUUGCCCUAGGGGAAUACUUCUCAGCUCUUAAUGAAUUCAAGGAAUGUUUAAGAAUAAACCCAAAUAACAACGCAGCUAAGACUGAAAUCACACUGUCUUCAAAUGCCCUUAAAGAACAUACAAAACAAGAGAGAAAAAUUUAUGGGCAAAUGUUUGAUAGGUUUGCAGAAGAAGAUACACAGAGGGAAAAAAGUGAACUGAAGAAAAUCACAAAUGUUAUGUCAUCUGUUGGUGAAUGGGGCGCUGAAGAUAGAGAAAGAGAACCAAGUGAAUUUGAAAAAGAAAAUCCUGAUAUCAUACUUCUAAACAAAACUGGGGAAUUCAAAGAUAUGUGAUCACAGUUUUUGUACAAACUUUAUUAUAUUCUGAAAAAAUUGAAAUAAAAUUAUUAUUACUA